UGACAAGUCAGUGCCUGAACGGCAAGUAGAUCUCUUCUUGAACAAUGCCAGCGGCACAGGCCGAGCAUCACAAAAGUCUUGGCAACAAGUACUUCGCCGAACAUGACUAUAGAAAUGCAAUUCAAGAGUACUCGACGGCGAUCGAUUCUACGCAAGUCGCUUACUUCACCAAUCGUGCCCUAUGCUACUCUAAACUCGAGCGGUAUUCCGAAGCCAUUCAGGAUUGUAGAAAGGCGAUCGAACUCGACAGUCAUACUGUCAAGGGCCACUACCUCUUGGGCAAUGCUUUGAUUGAAAAGAAAAUGUUCACCGAAGCAUUAUCAAGUCUUAAGAAAGCCUACACGCUUGCCAUGGAGCAAAGAGUGAAAUAUGUCGGUGAUAUUUUACAGGCUCUUUUAAUAGCCAGGAAGAAGAAAUGGGAUGAGAAUGAAGUAGCACGUAUUGAGCGAGAGUCUGAAGUUUUCAAAUAUGUUAAAGGCUUAGUAGAGAAAGAGCGAAAAGAGCUUCUUGAAGAAGCUGGGAACGACGAGGAAAAGGUUGACGACGUAAACUUCAUUCAGGAUGAGCGAUUGACCAGAAUACAGAAGGUCUUUGAGCAAUCCAAGGAAAAUGUGAUGCGACGAGAAAUACCAGAUGCAUACUUGGAUAAGAUUUCAUUUAACAUUAUGCACGACCCAUGCUUUACACCAGACGGAAUUACCUAUGAACGACACUCCAUUGAGACUCAUUUUGAAAAAAUUGGAGAGUUCGAUCCGCUGACUCGCAGACCUUGUACAAGGAAAGACUUGAUACCAAAUUUGUCUCUAAGAGAAGCAAUUGAGGAUUUCUUGGCAGAGAACGGAUGGGCAGCAGAUUACUGAUACUUGCAUCAGCUUCCACCAUAAUGUUUUUGUUUUUUCUAUGAUACAUCCCCCCCCAUAGAUAUUUGUAUUCCAUACUUUCGAUAAGAGGUCGUUUUCCAUCACUACCCCGCGCUGUUGUCUCCUAUUGUAAAAUCACCUUUUUCGGUUGCCAAAAUUGUAUACAAUAGUAUUCCUUCCUAAUGAAUCUAACCGCUACCAAUAAAAUCCAAAAUAUCUUAUUACGCUUUUGACAUA
This is a messenger RNA of Umbelopsis ramanniana AG, 1097 nucleotides long. RefSeq lists its product as uncharacterized. The coding region runs from base 45 to 860 and encodes 271 amino acids. Gene Ontology annotation, biological process: cellular response to misfolded protein; proteasome-mediated ubiquitin-dependent protein catabolic process; protein quality control for misfolded or incompletely synthesized proteins. Gene Ontology annotation, molecular function: protein-folding chaperone binding; ubiquitin protein ligase activity. Gene Ontology annotation, cellular component: cytoplasm. The record is from RefSeq and is a predicted model, not a curated record. The transcript is spliced from 11 exons. NCBI's taxonomy places the organism in Eukaryota, Fungi, Mucoromycota, Umbelopsidomycetes, Umbelopsidales, Umbelopsidaceae.